UCUCUUUUUCUUUCCUUGAAACGAAGAACAACCGAAAGAGAAGAUCGCGUCUGAAUCAUAAUAUAUAGCAUGAUCAAAGAGAAGAUCAGCUCAUGUGUCCAUCCUUCCGAUGGUGUUAUCACUGAAUCUGAUAAGGAAGUGGAGCUUGAUGCAACAAAAGCCAAGUUGGAGAAAGUUAGAGAAGAAAAUGAGAAGUUAAAACUCUUACUCUCUACGGUUCUUACUGAUUAUAAGUCACUUCAAAUGCAUGUCUCCAACGUUAUCCGACCACAACAUGAAGCUUCUAUGGAGCUAGAUGUUAAUAGCCAUGACGAUUUUGGUGUAGACAUAUCUCUUAGGCUUGGAAGAUCAGACGUGAAUGUCUCCAAAAAUGUUGAUGAAAUAGAUAAGAUUAGUCUGGAAAGGGUAUCUGAUGAUGAGAUCAAUGAGGGAUCAGACAAGAAAAGAUCUGCACUCGGUUUAGGAUUUCGGAUUCAAAGUUGUGAAGAUCCAUGUACAGAUGAAACCAUGAAGUUAGAUUAUCUAUCUAAGGAUGUUAAAAACAAAAACGCGGAGAAUAAAUGCAUAUGUUUGAGGAAAGAUGUGAAAUCGGUUAGAAGUGACGAUCAAAAAGAGGUUUUGGAAGGACAUGCGCAGCCGGGUUUAAAGAAAAGCAGGGUUUGUGUGAAAGCUCCAUGUGAAGACCCAUCAAUAAACGAUGGUUGCCAAUGGAGGAAAUACGGUCAAAAGACUGCAAAAACGAACCCUCUUCCACGAGCCUAUUACCGCUGCUCCAUGUCCUCAAAUUGUCCCGUCAGAAAACAGGUGCAAAGAUGCGGAGAAGAUGAGACCUCCGCUUAUAUGACGACGUACGAAGGAACUCACGACCAUCCGCUUCCCAUGGAAGCAACCCACAUGGCUGCCGGAACUUCCGCUGCCGCCUCUUUAUUACAAUCUGGCUCCUCCUCCUCCUCCGCAAACCUAAGUUAUUUCUUCCCUUAUCACAACGUCUCUUUCUCCACCACCAACUCUCACCCCACGGUAACACUAGACCUCACACGACCAAACUAUGAUCCCGAUCAAAUACCAACACACUCCUCACUCAGCUUCUCCUCCUCCUCUGAUCGUCCAUCUCCGUCAAACAGUCAGACAUUGAGCUUCAGUGGCUCGAGAUCACAAGCUCCAUCGAGUAAAUAUUUACAAAUAGCUCCUUUAUCACAUCAAACCAAACUUUCUGGACAGCAAUAAGUAACUAUAUACAUUUUUUUUGGUUUUUUUUCAUCAAUGUUUUCAUAUUCUUAUAGAUAUUAUUAUUGAACUUCCAACUCAAUAAACAGCAACAUAUGUGUUUGAUAUAUCUUUGCGUGGGAUAUUGUGACAGCUUAUUUUAGUGUCAAUAUGAAAUAUUCG
Molecule: messenger RNA, 1389 nt
Organism: Eruca vesicaria subsp. sativa (arugula)
Lineage: Eukaryota; Viridiplantae; Streptophyta; Magnoliopsida; Brassicales; Brassicaceae
Source: the annotation of a GenBank genome assembly